UAGGGAUUAGCGACUUUAAUACAUGUGGAUAGUUUGUUCACCCAAAAAUAAUACAACCUAGCUAGCUAGUCUGCGGUGGCUGCGCGUGUCUUCUUCCAUGGUCAUAGCAGGGGCGGAGAAUAAUAAACACAAGUCUUCAUUGUCUUUGAGGAGAAAACAAGACAUGGAUUCUUUAAGAGGCCAAGGUGGGAUUCAGAUGCUUUUAACUGCUGAACAAGAAGCUGGACGGAUUGUUUCGGCUGCUAGGACCGCAAAACUAGCAAGAAUGAAGCAAGCGAAAGACGAGGCUGAGAAGGAGAUGGAAGAGUACCGGUCGCGAUUAGAAGAAGAGUAUCAGACACAAGUGUCUGGGACGGAUCAGGAAGCAGCUGCAAAACGAUUAGAAGACGAGACAGACGCCAGGAUUAAGAACCUUAAGGAUUCUGGUUCAAAGGUCUCUAAGGAGAUUGUCAAGAUGCUCAUCAAGUAUGUUACCACUACUGGAGCAUGAUUCCUGAUAAACUCACUCCAUAGUACCUUAUUUUCAUGCUAAUAAAAUCGUUUGAUGCUUAAGUUCCA
Molecule: messenger RNA, 558 nt
Organism: Eutrema salsugineum
Lineage: Eukaryota; Viridiplantae; Streptophyta; Magnoliopsida; Brassicales; Brassicaceae
Product: V-type proton ATPase subunit G3
Exons: 4
Coding region: 98-490 (130 amino acids)
Biological process (GO): proton transmembrane transport
Cellular component (GO): vacuolar proton-transporting V-type ATPase complex
Molecular function (GO): proton-transporting ATPase activity, rotational mechanism
Source: RefSeq, a predicted model, not a curated record